This is a messenger RNA of Alnus glutinosa, 3790 nucleotides long. RefSeq names its product pre-mRNA-splicing factor ATP-dependent RNA helicase DEAH1-like. Gene Ontology annotation, cellular component: catalytic step 2 spliceosome; intracellular anatomical structure. The transcript is spliced from 28 exons. The record is from RefSeq and is a predicted model, not a curated record. Bases 259 to 3417 code for a protein of 1052 amino acids. Gene Ontology annotation, molecular function: RNA binding; ATP binding. Lineage: Eukaryota; Viridiplantae; Streptophyta; Magnoliopsida; Fagales; Betulaceae.
CACAAUCCAACCUCCUAGUAUCGAAGCACAACACCAGACCACCCGCCGGUAUCACAGUAACACCAGAAACAGCCUCCGCACGCACGGCUUCCUCCCACCGCGGCACACUACCGCUACGAGACCGCCUCUACCGGAGAGAACGCCGCCAGAUCGUCACCAGCACCCACCAGAGUAGCGCCGAUCUCCCACCGCACACGUCGACGGCAGCCCACACUCGGUCAGAGCAAGCCAACCACCACAGGCAGCCCUACAGUAGAAAUGGGGAGUGAAAGCAAUUUGAAGACAUGGGUAUCUGAUAAAUUGAUAUCGCUGCUGGGAUAUUCUCAGCCCACGGUUGUUCAGUAUAUUAUCGGACUAUCUAAGCAAGCAACGUCACCAGCUGAUGUGGAGGGCAAACUCGUGGAGUUUGGACUGUCUUCAUCAAGUGAAACCCGUGCAUUUGCUGCAGAAAUCUUCUCUAGAGUGCCCCGUAAAGCGUCUGGUGAGAAUCAUUAUCAGAAACAAGAGAGGGAAGCUGCUGUGUUGGCAAGGAAGCAGAAGACUUAUGCAAUUUUGGAUGCUGAUGAUGAUGAAGACAAUGAUGUUGGGGGAAAUGUUGAUCAUAGGUCUUCCGUUGCAGAUGCUCCUGAAACCAGAAAAGUGGAUACCCAUAAAAAACGUUUCAGGAAGAAGAUUGAAAGUCAAGAUGAUGAAGAUGAUGAGGUAAUUCCACGGGGGGCAGCAGAGAGACAGGUUAAAAGACGAAUUUCUGGUGACGAAGAUGACAGUUCAGAGUCAGAAGAAGAAAGGUUGCGUGACCAAAGAGAGAGGGAGCAAUUGGAGCUGAAUAUAAGGGAACGGGAUGCAGCAGGGACACGGAAGUUAACCGAACCAAAGUUAUCACGGAGGGAGGAAGAAGAGGCAAUGAGGAGAUCUGAUGCUUUGGAGCAAGAUGGCCUUGAAACCCUAAGAAAAGUUUCAAGACAAGAAUAUUUGAAGAAAAGAGAGCAGAAGAAAAUGGAGGAAUUAAGAGAUGAUAUAGAAGAUGAGCAAUAUCUAUUUGAUGGCGUGAAGCUUACCGAAGUGGAAUAUCGCGAGUUAAGGUACAAGAAGGAAAUAUAUGAGCUUGUGAAGAAGCGGUCAGAGGAUGCUGACAAUACAAGUGAGUACAGGAUGCCGGACGCCUAUGAUCAAGAUGGCGGUGUUAAUCAGGAAAAGAGAUUUUCCGUGGCUUUGCAGCGUUACAGGGAUCCAACUGCUGCGGAAAAAAUGAAUCCUUUUGCAGAACAAGAGGCUUGGGAGGAGCAUCAAAUUGGGAAGGCAACGUUGAAAUAUGGUUCAAAAAAUAAAAAGCAAAUAUCUGAUGACCAUCAGUUUGUGUUUGAGGAUCAGAUUGAUUUUAUCAAAGCAUCAGUUAUGGAUGGCGACAAUAUUGAUGAUGGAGAAUCCACCGAGUUGCUUGAGAAGUCUAUGGCAAAAUCAGCUUUUGAGAAGCUUCAGGAGGAUAGAAAAACAUUACCUAUAUAUCCAUAUCGUGAUGAAUUGCUCAAAGCUGUUCAUGAUCAUCAGGUUCUUGUCAUUGUUGGUGAAACUGGUUCCGGGAAGACUACACAGAUACCCCAAUAUCUUCAUGAAGCUGGAUAUACAAAGCGUGGAAAGGUUGGAUGUACACAGCCACGAAGGGUCGCUGCUAUGAGUGUUGCUGCCCGAGUUUCUCAAGAAAUGGGUGUCAAACUUGGCCAUGAGGUUGGUUAUUCCAUCCGUUUUGAAGAUUGCACUUCAGAAAAGACUGUUCUUAAAUAUAUGACAGAUGGGAUGUUGUUGAGAGAAUUCCUUGGUGAGCCAGAUCUGGCAAGCUACAGUGUGGUGAUGGUGGAUGAGGCCCACGAAAGAACUCUCUCAACUGAUAUUCUAUUUGGAUUAGUAAAGGAUAUUUCUCGAUUUCGUCCUGAUCUUAAGUUGCUUAUCUCCAGUGCAACACUUGAUGCGGAGAAAUUUAGUGAUUAUUUUGAUUCAGCUCCAAUCUUUAAAAUUCCAGGGAGGCGAUAUCCUGUUGAAAUACACUACACCAAAGCUCCAGAAGCUGAUUACUUGGAUGCAGCCGUAGUUACUGUUCUCCAAAUCCAUGUGACACAAUCACCUGGAGAUAUAUUGGUUUUCUUUACUGGUCAAGAAGAGAUUGAAACAGCAGAAGAAAUUUUAAAGCACAGGACAAGGGGCCUAGGGACAAAGAUUGCUGAGCUGAUUAUCUGCCCGAUAUAUGCAAACCUACCGACUGAGCUCCAAGCAAAAAUAUUUGAACCCACUCCUGAAGGAGCACGGAAGGUCGUUCUUGCAACAAAUAUAGCUGAAACCUCCUUGACUAUCGAUGGGAUCAAAUAUGUCAUUGAUCCAGGCUUCUGUAAAAUGAAAUCCUAUAAUCCAAGGACUGGGAUGGAGUCAUUGCUGGUUGCUCCUAUUUCCAAAGCAUCAGCUAAUCAGAGGGCAGGUCGAUCUGGACGAACAGGUCCUGGAAAAUGCUUUCGACUAUAUACUGCCUACAAUUAUUACAAUGAUUUGGAAGAUAAUACAGUACCAGAAAUACAAAGGACGAACCUUGCAAAUGUUGUCCUUACACUCAAGAGCCUUGGUAUCCAUGACUUGUUAAAUUUUGAUUUUAUGGACCCACCGCCAUCUGAAGCAUUAUUAAAAGCCCUGGAGCUACUCUUUGCACUGAGUGCAUUAAAUAAACUAGGUGAGUUGACUAAAGUGGGUAGACGGAUGGCGGAGUUCCCCCUUGAUCCCAUGCUAUCCAAAAUGAUAGUUGCUUCUGAUAAGUACAAGUGCGCAGAUGAGAUCAUUUCCAUUGCUGCUAUGCUUUCAGUUGGAAACUCAAUCUUUUAUCGUCCAAAGGACAAACAAGUUCAUGCGGACAAUGCACGGAUGAAUUUUCAUACUGGAAAUGUUGGGGACCACAUUGCAUUGUUAAAGGUCUACAGUUCAUGGAAGGAGACAAAUUACUCAACACAAUGGUGUUAUGAAAAUUAUAUACAGGUUAGGAGUAUGAAGCGUGCAAGGGAUGUGCGAGAUCAGCUUGAAGGGCUCUUGGAAAGGGUUGAAAUUGAACUAACCUCAGACCCCAAUGACAUUGACGCUAUAAAAAAAGCUAUAACAUCUGGUUUUUUCCCGCACUCUGCAAGGAUGCAAAAGAAUGGAUCUUAUCGGACAGUCAAACAUCCACAGACUGUUCACAUACACCCCAGCUCAGGGCUGGCACAGGUCCUCCCUAGAUGGGUUGUGUACCAUGAGUUGGUACUCACAAGCAAGGAAUAUAUGAGACAGGUAACGGAACUAAAGCCGGAGUGGUUGGUGGAAAUAGCCCCACACUAUUACCAGCUUAAGGAUGUUGAAGACGCGGUUACAAAGAAAAAGCCUCGUGGAGAAGGGCUUGCAUCGUAGGACUGGGAGCUGGCCACAAGUCUUGGGAAAGGAGAUCGCAGAUGCUUUAGCAAAGAAGAUGAUAACUGUAUAUACAUCUUAUGGAUUUUUGGGCUAAAGGUGAUCAUAGACACAUCAAGAGAGGAAAUGGAGACUUCGGAUUUUUGGGCUAAAGGUGAUCACAGACACAUCAAUAAAGGAAAUGGAGACUGUAAAUACAAUUUUGUAUAUCUAGAAUACCUGCAUUUCCUGAAAAUGUAGAAAUCCCAGUGUAUUGAUCCCAUGAUUUUGAGGUAGAGCUUAACCCAGUGUAGAAUUUAGUUAAGAAUAGUUGCUUGUAAGAUAUUGUAUAAUGCUAUAUUUCUAGAUUAAUGUAUCUUCUUUGCUAGCUUUA